AAACACUGCCUGAUUGUUGGUCGACCCGAUAGAUGUCCCCCAUGUCCCAUUCCCAAACAAAUUUCAGUUCUUUUUCUGCAUUGUGUCUACCCAAAAACCUAGUCUCCCAAUCCGAUAUCACGUUAUAUCACGUUAUCCAAUCAAUUUGACCUAUCCAAACCCAACCUCUAUAAAUCCCAAAUUUGUUUAAGCCAAGCAGUAAUCUGCAAAAACCUUUUCAAGCUCUCAAUAAUGGCGUUUUUCAAACCUUCGAUUUGUUUUCUUUUCCUUUUCUUUUUUGUAUCUAGUGCUCUUGAUAUGUCAAUCAUAACGUACGACCAGAACCACAACAUGGGCCAUACUCUACGACGUUCCGACGAUGAACUCAUGUCUCUGUACGAAUCUUGGCUUGUGAAGCACGGAAAGGCGUACAAUGGCAUUGGAGAGAAGGAGAGGAGGUUCGAGAUUUUUAAGGAUAAUUUGAGGUUUAUCGAUGAACACAACUCCGUCGAUAGAACGUAUAAAGUCUGGCUGAACCGUUUCUCUGAUCUGACCAACGAGGAGUACCGGUCUAUGUUCGUGAGCGGUAAAUUGAACAGGAAAACUCGGUUGAUGAACAGUGUGAAGAAUGAUCGUUAUACGUUUAAGGCCGGCGACAAGCUGCCCAAGUCCGUUGACUGGAGGGAGAAAGGUGCCGUUGCUCCGGUCAAGGAUCAAGGCCAAUGUGGGAGUUGCUGGGCGUUCUCGACUGUCGGUGCUGUUGAAGGGAUAAACAAGAUUGUAACUGGCGAGCUAAUAUCUUUGUCAGAGCAAGAGCUCGUUGAUUGUGAUACGUCGUACAAUCAGGGAUGUAAUGGUGGUCUAAUGGACUAUGGGUUCGAGUUUAUAAAAAAGAAUGGUGGGAUCGAUACAGAGGAAGAUUACCCUUACAUAGCACGCGAUGGUACUUGUGAUCAAAAUCGGAAAAAUGCUCGAGUUGUUUCCAUUGAUGGUUAUGAAGAUGUUCCAACAAAUGAUGAACAGUCAUUAAAGAAAGCCGUGGCUAAUCAACCUGUUAGUGUUGCCAUUGAAGCUGGGGGCAGGGCUUUCCAACUCUACCAAUCGGGUGUCUUUACUGGACAUUGUGGAACACAACUAGACCAUGGUGUUGUUGCUGUUGGAUACGGUACAAAAAAUGGCCUAGAUUAUUGGAUCGUGAAAAAUUCAUGGGGUCCAAAUUGGGGGGAGAGUGGGUACAUCAGGCUCCAUCGCAAUGUGGCUAAUACAAAAACAGGGAAGUGCGGGAUAGCAAUAGAGGCCUCGUACCCUCUCAAGAAUGGUCAGAAUCCUCCUAAGCCUGGACCUUCCCCUCCAACCCCAGUUAAACCUCCGACUGUGUGUGAUGAUUACUACACCUGCCCGGAAGGAAGCACAUGCUGCUGCUUGUACCAGUAUGGCAACUUCUGCUUUGGCUGGGGAUGCUGCCCGUUGGAGUCUGCUACUUGCUGUGACGACCAGUCGAGCUGCUGCCCACAUGACUAUCCCAUCUGUGAUCUUAAAGCCGGAACUUGCCUAAUGAGCAAGGACAAUCCGGUGGGAGUAAAAGCAUUGAAACGAGGCCAUGCUAAGCCGAACUGGGCUGGUGUACUUGGUGAUAGGAAGAAUCCGAGUUCUUGAGAAACCCUGGACAAAUUAACAAGAUUUCAAGCUACGUCUUUGUAAAUAGUUUUUCUUUUUCAUUUCCAUCUGAAACUUGAAAAGACGUUAUUCUAAUCUGUCAUGUGAUCUUGAAUCUCUAAUGGUUGCUCUUAAAUGUUUCAAUUAAGCUAAAUGUUUUUCUUAUCAACCUUUCUUGUUUGGUUUGGAUCAUGCAAACAUAUUAUGAUUACUUAAAA
Messenger RNA from Olea europaea var. sylvestris, 1853 nucleotides. Its product is annotated as cysteine proteinase RD21A-like. The record is from RefSeq and is a predicted model, not a curated record. Lineage: Eukaryota; Viridiplantae; Streptophyta; Magnoliopsida; Lamiales; Oleaceae. Gene Ontology annotation, cellular component: lysosome. The transcript has 5 exons. Gene Ontology annotation, molecular function: cysteine-type endopeptidase activity. The coding region runs from base 232 to 1635 and encodes 467 amino acids.